Strongylus vulgaris is the source of this 471-nucleotide messenger RNA. The record is from the annotation of a GenBank genome assembly. NCBI's taxonomy places the organism in Eukaryota, Metazoa, Nematoda, Chromadorea, Rhabditida, Strongylidae.
GAUGGAGCUCGCACCCGAUGGUUUCUUGACGGAAACGUUAUCUCUGGAACAGAAAUUGGCGUUGAAUUAUCGCAAAAUAAUCGCCGUCUUACUUUAGCAUCUCCGGAUAUAUUGAGAAAAGGUCGAUCUGAACAUAAACUCGAUUGCAAAGUAGUGGCCGAGUCGGGUCGGGCGUUUGACCAGAGGUCUUUGAAGAUUAAUGUCGUAGAGUCGCCGACUUUGAGGCCACUUCCAUCGGAAAUUUUCCAGCCUUUGGGCUCAGAACUUAGUCUACAUUGUCCUCAGAAAAGGAAUAGUGGUCUUCCGCCUACGAUUAAAUGGUUUUUCAACGGUCGAGAAAUACUGGCUGGCACACACAUCGUUAGUUACCUCGCUAAUUGGCACCAUCGCACUGGUCUUCGUCCACCUCAUGCCGCUCACCUCGUGCAUAUGCUCGCUAAUACGUUACACGAGGGAGUAAGUCGCAUGUGA